Fundulus heteroclitus (mummichog) is the source of this 1398-nucleotide messenger RNA. RefSeq names its product RUNX family transcription factor 2b (gene runx2b). Gene Ontology annotation, biological process: regulation of cell differentiation; neuron differentiation; hemopoiesis. Lineage: Eukaryota; Metazoa; Chordata; Actinopteri; Cyprinodontiformes; Fundulidae. Gene Ontology annotation, cellular component: nucleus. Gene Ontology annotation, molecular function: DNA-binding transcription factor activity, RNA polymerase II-specific; ATP binding; RNA polymerase II cis-regulatory region sequence-specific DNA binding. The record is from RefSeq and is marked provisional.
AUGCGAAUUCCCGUAGAUCCCAGCGCCAGCCGGAGGUUCAGUCCGCCUUCCAGCAGCCUCCAGCCGGUCCCAGGGAAGAUGAACGACGUGAGCUCUCCGGCCGGCCAGCCGGACGCGGCUGCCGCGGUGCCGAGGCUACGUCCCCCGCAUGAGAACCGCAGCAUGGCCGAGAUCAUCGCCGACCACCCGGCCGAGCUGGUGCGCACCGACAGCCCCAACUUCCUCUGCUCGGUCCUGCCCUCCCACUGGCGGUGCAACAAGACGCUGCCUGUCGCCUUCAAGGUGGUCGCCCUGGGGGACAUACCGGAUGGGACGGUCGUCACCGUGAUGGCGGGCAACGACGAGAACUACUCCGCCGAGCUGCGGAACGCCUCGGGCGUGAUGAAGAAUCAAGUGGCGCGCUUCAACGACCUCCGCUUUGUGGGCCGCAGUGGCAGAGGCAAGAGCUUCACGCUGACAAUCACGGUAUUCACCAACCCACCGCAAGUGGCCACGUACCACCGAGCUAUAAAGGUCACCGUGGACGGACCUCGUGAGCCCAGGAGACAUCGUCAGAAGCUUGAGGACCCACCCAAAAGCGGCCUGUUCUCAGACCGCCUUAGUGAGCUUGAAAGGAUGAGGGUGAGGGUCACAGUUCCCACACAGCCCCCCCGACCAGCUCUCAACACAGCAGCAAACACUUUCAACCCACAGGGCCAGACACAGAUAACAGACCCUCGUCAGUCCCAGUCCUCUCCUCCGUGGUCAUACGAACAGACGUACCCGUCCUACCUGAGUCCCAUGGCGUCCCCCUCCGUCCACUCAACCACCCCCCUCUCCUCCAGCCGAGGCACGGGCCUGCCUGCCAUCAGUGACGUGCCUAGACGAUUGCCAGCUUCUUCCGACCUGAGCCCGUUCCCUGGUCAGUUCGAGCGCCAGUUCCCGAGCCUCUCGUCCAUCACGGACAGCCGCUUCUCCAACCCGCGCAUGCACUACCCGGCCACCUUCACCUACACCCCGCCCGUCACCUCGGCCAUGACGCUUGGCAGCGCCCACUACCACACCUACCUCCCCCCUCCUUACCCGGGCUCCACCCAGAGCCAGAGCGGACCCUUCCAGACCAGCAGCACACCCUAUCUCUACUACGGCGCCUCCUCCAACUCCUACCAGUUCUCCAUGGUCCCCGGCGGGGACCGCUCGCCCUCUCGGAUGGUCCCACCUUGCACUAGCGCCUCCACGGGCACCUCCCUGGUGAACCCCAACCUACCCAGCCAGUCGGAAGGAGGCGUGGACGGUGACGGGAGCCACAGUAAUUCCCCGACCGUCCUCAACCCCGGCGGCCGCAUGGAUGAAGCAGUCUGGAGGCCAUACUGAGGAAGACCGGGGGACACGCAGAUAACAAGUCAGCUGAUGUCGCAG